ACCCGCACGUUGGACGGUGUUACAUACUACCCUGGGCCGAAUACGCCCUUAACACGAGCGUCCACUCUGGAUUGCAGAUGACCCCGUUUGAAGCCUUAUAUGGACGGCCGCCUCCCACCUUCUUACCUUACCGCCAGGGGGAGAGCAAGGUGCCUGAGGUGGAUAAUUUCCUACAAGAGCGGGACUCUCUAUUACAACGGUUGCGAGAAAAUUUAAGGGAAGCACAGCAGCGGAUGACUACAGCGGCUAACAAACAUCGGACAGAGUUGCGGUUUGUGGUAGGCGAUUGGGUAUUGUUGAAGUUGCAGCCCUACCGACAGCACUCCGUGGUUCGCCGCAGCUCCCAAAAACUUGCACGCAGGUUUUACGGGCCAUACCGGGUGCUGGAGAGAAUUGGGGAGGUGGCUUACAAACUAGAACUUCCUGCGGAAUCAAGGAUUCAUCCGGUGUUCCACGUGUCACUGUUACGGCCUUAUUAUGGAGAUUCCCCGGAACAAGUUCAACGGGCAUUGUCGUCGGAGUUUGUGCAUGGUCAGCCGCUAUCCGAACCAGUGAGGGUGCUCGCCGAACGGGAGGUCUUGGUAAAGGGGCGGCCCUUGAAGCAAUGGCUUGUGGAAUGGGAGGACGGUGGACGAGACGACGCCACGUGGGAACCGUAUGAGCGCAUCCGGCAGCGGUUUCUCGCGUUACACCUUGAGGACAAGGUGGCUUCGCAAGCGGAUGGGAAUGUUACGCAUGGGAUGCAUGGGCCGCAAGAGGAUGGCAUGACGAGCAAGAAAAGGAAAACGGGUCGGGCCAAGAUGAAGCAGGCCGAGGAAGCUAGGGUUCGCAAGGAGGAGCGUGGGGAGCCACGCGUGCGUCGGGAGAGAAGACCCCCGGGUUGGCACGGGGAUUAUGUUCUUAAGUGAAUUAAUAGUUUUAUAUUUAGUUUAUAUUUUAAUUACUUGUAAUAGAUUUUCUUAGGUGGACGUAUUAUAAGUCCCUUCAAGGGUUUUCUUUUCGGUUCUUUCCCUUGACGCCUUUUUUGAACCGACAGGGUAGCGUAUGAUUAGGGUUUUCUCUUAAUUAUAAAUAGGGAUGUACUCUCCUUGUUUUGGCAUCGAAUAAUCAAAACCCUAAUUU
Molecule: messenger RNA, 1122 nt
Organism: Cuscuta campestris
Lineage: Eukaryota; Viridiplantae; Streptophyta; Magnoliopsida; Solanales; Convolvulaceae
Source: the annotation of a GenBank genome assembly